Molecule: messenger RNA, 1699 nt
Organism: Glycine soja
Lineage: Eukaryota; Viridiplantae; Streptophyta; Magnoliopsida; Fabales; Fabaceae
Product: GDSL esterase/lipase At3g26430-like
Exons: 5
Coding region: 239-1408 (389 amino acids)
Molecular function (GO): hydrolase activity, acting on ester bonds
Source: RefSeq, a predicted model, not a curated record
UUCAAAGGAAAACACAAGAGUCCUUUUCCCAAUCGCACGCGCCUCCUCUCAAGUCUCAAAUAAUAGAUAGACUCUAAGCAAUGAUGUUAACACUUCACCCCUUUUGGGCUGUUUAGUAACAUCAUUCCAUACAUUUCUCUCUAGGCCCUACCUUUGUGUCCGCUACUCUCUCUACCCCUUCCUUUUUUCUCACCCUUUUGAAAUUUGAGCAGUAGCACUGUUGCUACACAACAACAUCAUGAACAUGAACAUGAACACUAAGAGCAGGUUGAUCACCCUUUGGGUUGUGCUCUAUUUUUGUUCCAUCACAAACUCACUAGCUGCUUCAAAGCAGUGCCAUUUCCCUGCCAUCUUCAACUUUGGUGACUCCAAUUCAGACACUGGAGGUCUCUCUGCUGCCUUUGGACAAGCUGGUCCUCCUCAUGGAGAGUCCUACUUCCAUCACCCUGCUGGCCGUUACUGUGAUGGCCGUCUCAUUGUUGAUUUCUUAGCCAAGAAGCUGGGGCUGCCUUAUUUGAGUGCAUUUCUUGAUUCUGUUGGGUCAAAUUAUAGCCAUGGAGCCAACUUUGCAACUGCUGGAUCCACCAUUAGACCCCAGAACACAACCCUUCAUCAGACUGGUGGUUUCAGCCCUUUCUCUUUGGAUGUUCAAUUCAAUCAAUUCAGUGAUUUCCAGCGCAGGACACAAUUUUUUCACAACAAAGGUGGAGUAUAUAAAACAUUGUUACCGAAAGCAGAAGAUUUUUCUCAAGCAUUAUACACGUUUGAUAUUGGUCAAAAUGACUUGGCAUCCGGUUACUUCCACAACAUGUCCACGGAUCAAGUUAAAGCUUAUGUUCCAGAUGUUUUGGCUCAAUUCAAGAAUGUAAUCAAGUAUGUAUAUAAUCAUGGAGGAAGGUCAUUUUGGGUUCACAACACGGGUCCCGUUGGUUGUUUACCAUACAUCAUGGAUCUUCACCCAGUAAAACCAUCAUUAGUGGACAAAGCAGGAUGUGCAACCCCUUAUAAUGAAGUGGCCAAGUUCUUCAAUAGUAAAUUGAAAGAAGUUGUGGUUCAACUCAGAAAAGAACUUCCUUUGGCUGCCAUCACUUAUGUUGAUGUUUACUCGGUGAAGUACUCUCUCAUUAGUCAACCAAAGAAGCAUGGUUUUGAGGAGCCAUUAAGAGCAUGUUGUGGGCAUGGUGGGAAGUACAACUACAAUUUACACAUUGGAUGUGGUGCUAAGAUUAAGGCUCAUGGCAAGGAGAUUCUGGUUGGAAAGCCAUGCAAGGAUCCGUCUGUUUGGGUUAAUUGGGAUGGUGUGCAUUACACUCAGGCUGCUAACAAAUGGGUGUUUGAUCAGAUUUUUGAUGGUUCAUUUUCUGAUCCACCUAUUCCUUUGAACAUGGCUUGUCAUAAGCAUCUUUAAAAGAAAGGGUGCUAAAACCUUUGUCCUCUUCUCUCUGUAUCUUCCCUCCUAAUUUUGUGUUUCCUAGAAAAUAUUCUUUAGGAAAAAAGAAACAAAAAUGUUCACACAUCUUCUCUAUUAAUUUUGAGAAAAAUCUCUAAGUUGAUAGGGUCUUAUUGGAGGAAUAAAAUUGAGAACAGAGGAUUUGAGUCAUGCAUGGUGAUGAGGAGUGAGUUCACACUUGUAAUCUUCACUGAUUGCGGAGGUUUCCUUUCUUUUUUACUGAAUAAUAGAGCUUGAAUUGUUUGCUUA